Messenger RNA from Hippopotamus amphibius kiboko, 1440 nucleotides. Its product is annotated as syntenin-1-like. The transcript has a single exon. The record is from RefSeq and is a predicted model, not a curated record. Gene Ontology annotation, molecular function: syndecan binding. Bases 136 to 1032 code for a protein of 298 amino acids. Gene Ontology annotation, cellular component: cytoplasm; plasma membrane. NCBI's taxonomy places the organism in Eukaryota, Metazoa, Chordata, Mammalia, Artiodactyla, Hippopotamidae. Gene Ontology annotation, biological process: positive regulation of transforming growth factor beta receptor signaling pathway.
UACCUUGCAGAAGCAAAAAUAAAGGCAUAGGGAAACCCAGUUUUACUAGAAACAGAAUUUUAAUAACAACUUGAACAUAAGAAACCCAAAAUUUUAUUCUAAACUUUACUGGCUUUGAAGAAAAAUCCUACAAAAAUGUCUCUGUACCCAUCUCUCGAAGACCUGAAGGUAGACAAGGUGAUUCAGGCACAAACGGCCUUUUCUGCAAACCCUGCGAAUCCAGCGAUUUUAUCUGAAGCUUCUGCUCCCAUCUCUCAGGAUGGAAAUCUCUAUCCUAAACUGUAUCCGGAGCUCUCUGAGUACAUGGGCCUGAGUUUAAAUGAAGAAGAAAUAUGUGCAAAUAUGGCCGUGGUCCCCGGAGCACCAAGUCAGGGGCAGUUGGUAGCAAGACCUUCCAGCAUGAACUAUAUGGUGGCACCUAUAAUUGGUAAUGAUGCUGGCACCCGCAGAGCAGAAAUUAAGCAAGGGAUUCGAGAGGUCAUUAUGUGUAAGGAUCAAGAUGGGAAGAUUGGGCUCAGGCUUAAAUCCAUAGAUAAUGGUGUAUUUGUUCAGCUAGUCCAGGCCAAUUCUCCAUCCUCAUUGGUGGGUCUGCGAUUUGGGGACCAGGUGCUGCAGAUCAAUGGGGAGAACUGUGCCGGCUGGAGCUCGGACCGGGCACACAAGGUGCUCAAACAGGCUUUUGGAGAGAAGAUUACCAUGACCAUCCGUGACAGGCCCUUUGAACGGACAAUUACCAUGCAUAAGGACAGCACUGGACACGUUGGCUUUGUCUUUAAAAACGGGAAAAUCACAUCCAUAGUGAAAGACAGUUCUGCAGCUAGAAACGGUCUUCUCACAGAACACAACAUCUGUGAGGUCAACGGACAGAAUGUCAUUGGACUGAAGGACUCUCAAAUUGCAGACAUACUGUCCACGGCUGGGAAUGUAGUUACUAUCACAAUCAUGCCUGCUUUUAUCUUUGAACAUAUUAUUAAACGGAUGGCCCCAAGCAUUAUGAAGAGCUUGAUGGACCAUGCCAUUCCUGAGGUUUAGAAGUCACAGCACCGUGGAAACUUCGUUGAAGUUCUUCCGUUUACGUCUUCUGCAACUUACCUUUCUCUUAUGCACAUGGAGCUUCCUAGGAGCCAGCGAGCAUAUGCUGCAGGAGGACCUUCCUGUCUUACAGUCGGGCUGGAAAUCUUACUGUUUGAUCUGAUGUCUUGUUCAGACUUCAAGAUAGUUGUAGCCUUAUCCUGGUUUUACAGUUGAAAAGACUUACCUUCAUAGACGAGUUUCUUUACUGGAAACCUGAUGCUUUUACAAGCUGUGUGAUGAGGAUGACUGAUACAGGCUCAGCUUUCUGUUAGAACCAGUCAACCUUCAUCUUGGGUAUCAAGUAGUGCUGUUCAUAACACUUUACUUCUAUGGUAUAUUUGCAUUUUUACUGUGUUACCAUACUAC